Messenger RNA from Daucus carota subsp. sativus, 2697 nucleotides. Its product is annotated as ABC transporter G family member 1. Lineage: Eukaryota; Viridiplantae; Streptophyta; Magnoliopsida; Apiales; Apiaceae. Gene Ontology annotation, cellular component: membrane. The record is from RefSeq and is a predicted model, not a curated record. Gene Ontology annotation, molecular function: ABC-type transporter activity; ATP binding; ATP hydrolysis activity. Bases 140 to 2455 code for a protein of 771 amino acids. The transcript has 8 exons.
UACUAUUGACUUAUUUAGUGGCUUAUGAUUUUAAGUUAUUUAUAGUUAUUGAUUUGUUAACUAAAUUAAGUACUUGCUACUCCUUCAGUGCCUCUUCACAUAGAACUAUACUGCAGCUUCAGGAGAUCCAGUUAGUUACAUGGAUUCUCCUGAUAAAGUGUCUAGAUGGACUCCUCUAGUGAGUCCAACAAGAUCGAUUCUCAUGAAAUUCAUGUCAAAGGAAAAGGUUAAUCUGUCUGAUCCACCAGAGGAAGAUGAAAAUGUUAACAUUCACAUUGAUCACACUGCCCCUGAUAUUGAAGCUGAUGAUGUGCCAUUCAACAACGCAGCCUCUUCAAACAACACUCCAGCAAGAUCACCAGGACUCUAUGGCUCGGGUAGCAAGAGAUCAAGAUCUAGAAAGAGCGAUGACAUAAGAUCAAAGUCUGUAAGAAGUGAGGAUGUUAGGUCAAGGUCUUCCAAGGUGGAGGAACACAGAGGAUUUGAUAUUAAUCAAGUCGGGAUUUAUGUAACGUGGAGUGAGUUGUGGGUGACUGUGCCAACAAAAAAAGGAGGCCGUCGCCCAAUCUUGGACGGCCUUACUGGCUAUGUGCAACCGAGUGAGUGUUUGGCCAUUAUGGGUCCUUCUGGCUGUGGCAAGUCUACUCUUCUUGAUACUUUAGCAGGAAGGUUAGGCACAAAUACAGCACAAACUGGAGAAAUUCUGAUCAAUGGGCGCAAACAGACUCUGGCUUAUGGCACUUCGGCAUAUGUGACACAAGAUGAUACACUUAUGACUACACUCACUGUCAGAGAAGCGGUCUAUUUUUCAGCUCAGCUCCAACUCCCUGACUCCAUGUCAAGAGCUGAGAAGAGAGAGAGGGCAGAGAUGACGAUAAAAGACAUGGGACUGCAGGAUGCUAUAGACACAAGAAUAGGAGGGUGGAGUGUAAAAGGCCUUAGCGGUGGCCAAAAGAGAAGAGUUAGUAUUUGCAUUGAAAUCUUGACACGCCCAAAACUUUUAUUUCUGGAUGAACCAACCAGUGGAUUAGACAGUGCAGCAUCUUAUCAUGUCAUGAGUCGUAUAAUUAAGCUUGCCAAAGAGGAUAAACGAACUGUGAUUGCUUCUAUUCAUCAACCAAGUGGUGAAGUUUUUGAUCUGUUUAAUAAUCUCUGUCUACUAUCAUCCGGCAGACAAAUUUAUUUUGGUCCUACUACACGAGCUACAGAGUUUUUUGCAUCUAGUGGCUUCGCUUGUCCACCUAUGAGAAAUCCUUCAGAUCACUUUCUCAGAACUGUCAAUAAAGAUUUUGAUGUUGAUAUUAAGCAAGGACAUGCUGGAAGCGUAGUAACUGCUAAAAAAGCCAUUGACAUUCUUGUGAAGGCAUAUCUCUCAUCUGAGACGCGACGCCAAGUAGUCAACAAAGUUUAUGAGAUUGUCCAAAAGCAUCAAGAAACAAUAGUGGAAAGGGAAAGUCAAGCAGGCUUCAUCACUCAAUGUGAAGUUUUGACAAAAAGAUCCUUCAUCAACAUGUUCCGUGAUCUUGGAUAUUACUGGCUACGGUUUAUAAUCUACAUCGCAUUGUGUUUGUGCAUAGGGACCAUCUUUUACGACAUUGGUCACACCUAUGGCUCUAUUCAGGAUAGAGGAGCAAUGCUCAUGUUUGUGGCAGCCUUCUUGACUUUUAUGGCUAUUGGUGGAUUCCCUUCUUUUGUUGAGGAUAUGAAGGUUUUCAGUCGAGAAAGAUUGAACGGACACUAUGGAGUAGCUGCAUUUGUUGUGGGGAGUACAUUGUCUUCUGCACCGUACCUGUUUAUCAUUAGUGUCAUCCCUGGAGCAAUUGCUUAUUUCCUUGUUGGCCUGCAUAGUGGAUUCGAACAUUUUGCCUACUUUAGCUCACUACUCUUUGUUUGCGUCCUUUUGGUUGAAAGCCUGAUGAUGAUGGUCGCGAGUGUUGUGCCAGAUUUUCUCAUGGGGAUCAUUACUGGUGCCGGGCUUCAAGGAAUAAUGAUGUUAAAUGGGGGAUUUUUCAGAUUACCAAAAGAUCUCCCAAAGCCUUUCUGGAAAUAUCCAAUGUACUACAUUUCAUUUCACAAGUAUGCAUUUCAGGGAUUUUACAAGAAUGAGUUCUUGGGACUAACAUUUCCAAAUGAAAAAGUUGGAGGACCUCCCACAAUCUCUGGUGAGGAGAUCUUGAGGAAUAUAUGGCAAGCUGAAAUGGGGUACUCCAAGUGGGUAAAUUUAGCCAUUUUGUUCGGGAUGGUAGUACUAUACAGACUUAUGUUCUUUGCCAUUAUAAAGGCUUCAGAGAGGUUAAAGCCGAUUAUUGCAGCUUACAUUAGUUCUUCCCGCAUGAAAGCUGAUGAUUUUUCCACCGUUCCUACUGCUGAACUAGGAUGUAGUGUACGUAGAGUUCGGGCCUUUUCCCUGUUUGAUUGCCGAUGUUACACAGUUGAUCUGACAUUCGCGGACUAGAUCACAACAAAAGGAAAUAAUUCUACCUUGUAUUUGAUUAGUGUUUACAAAAGUUCAUGUUUGCUUUUACUUGAAUUUCAAGAAGGUCCAGUGAUGUUGUCUUGUAAUUUUCCCACCCUCCUCGUUCUAGGUAUUCGAUGAUGUUAUGUAAUGACUACUGGAUUUCAAGGCUGUUAUGAGCUUGUUUGUUCCAAAUGGUAACAAGAUGAAACUUCAGUAAAAUAUAGAGCCCGUUUGGUUGA